GAAGCGCAAAAAUCUCAUCAGUUUUGGUGCGCGAUUGAAAGGAUGUAGUCCAGGUCUGUGGCUGUCUGUCCCCGGCAUGGGAAAGUGGAUUACGGCUCUUCUAAAGACGUGAGGACCGCGGAAGAGACUGGAUACGGAGUGAUUGCGCGUGGAUAUUUUAUUUAUUUUUUUAUAAUGAGAAGUAUGGGAUGUGAACGCACCGGUUUAAAGCCCUUACUGGGAGUGAAUAAGAUGCCGUGUCGAGGCUAGAGGCAGCGGUGGACUGUUCCAGACUCAGUGGAAAGCCCCUCUAGAUGAGCCAGUCACAGCCACCCAGCUGCACGGUAAAGGAAUAAGGAUUUAAUAUGUCAACAGAGACCGAGCUCCAGCCUGCUGCCAGACCCAGCAUCAGAAAGGAUUCCAAGAGGAGAGGGCAGGAUCGCAGUGAGGCCGUUCUGAUAAAGCGCUUUAAGGGGGAUGGUGUUCGCUACAAGGCCAAGCUCAUUGGGAUAGAUGAGGUCACUGCUGCAAGAGGAGACAAGCUGUGUCAGGACUCAAUGAUGAAACUCAAGGGAAUUGCAGCCUCUGCACGGUCUAAAGGGGAACACAAACAGAAAGUUUUUCUCACCGUGUCCUUUGGAGGGAUCAAGAUCUUCGAUGAGAAGUCAGGGGUUCUUCAGCACCAUCAUGCAGUCCAUGAGAUUUCCUACAUCGCCAAGGAUAUCACGGAUCACCGAGCCUUUGGUUAUGUGUGUGGAAAAGAGGGAAACCACCGAUUUGUGGCCAUCAAAACUGCUCAGUCUGCUGAGCCGGUGAUCCUUGACCUUCGUGACCUUUUCCAGUUGAUUUAUGAGAUUAAGCAGAGGGAGGAGAUUGAGAAGAAAGCUCAGAAGGACAAGCAGUGUGAACAAGCUGUUUAUCAGACUAUUUUGGAGGAAGACGUGGAGGAUCCUGUGUAUCAGUACAUUGUAUUUGAGGCAGGACACGAGCCCAUCCGUGACCAAUCAGAGGAGAGCAUAUAUCAGGUCCCUACCAGCCAACAAAAGGAGGGAGUUUAUGACGUCCCAAAGCGACAUCCAAAUAUCAACCAGUUAGAGCUUUUUGGAGACAUGUCCACCCCUCCUGAUAUCACCUCCCCGUCUACCCCAGCAUCUCCGGCUAGCACACUGGGUCCUACAAUGGCCCACCAGCCUGAACUGUUCACCCCCUUCAACCCUGCCUCUGUGCCCUCAGGUUAUGUGACGAUGGGAGCCGUGACGCCAUCGUGGGCACGGCAACAAUUUGCUGCUCAGGCUCCAUUAGCGUUUGGCGUACAGUCCCCAGUGCAAGUUGCCCAGGUCUUACCGGGUGCUCAGCCUUUGAUCUGGGGCCAAGCCAACCUUUUCCCUGCCACUCAGCAACAGUGGGCAGCAAUGGCAGGGGCCCACUUUUCGCCUGCCGCUUUCAUUCCUGCCCAGACAGUUGGACCGCUUCCAGCUGCCAUGUUUCAGACACUGGCCCCGAUGGCAGUGCCUGCGUCUUGCGAGAUGCCCACAGCAGCCAUGGGUGGAGCCGUACUGGGCUCCUCCGCAUCCACGGCAUCCAGUCCGCAGCAUGGUGAGCGCACACUUCAGAGACAGGCAAAAACGAGCAAGGAGAUGUUUAAGGACUUCCAAAUGGAAAAGCCGUCAGCAAUGCCUGCAAGGAAGAGUGAGCAACCUAGCCUAUCCUGCACCACAGAAUCUUUCUCCAGUUACUUCAGCAAAGUAGGAAUGGUGCAAGACACUGACGAUUGCGAUGACUUUGACAUCUCGCAGAUGAACCUUACACCGGUCACCUCAACCACACCCUCCACCAACUCACCACCCACCCCAGCCCCUCGGCAGAGUUCUCCAUCAAAGUCCUCAUCCCAUGCCAGUGACCCGCCCACCGAUGACUCUUUCGGUGAGGCAGAGGGCAGCCCUAGCCGGAGUGGAGAGGAGGACGCUGCUGGAGACUCCCAGCAGUCUCUGGGGGAGAGCGAGUCUCGAGCAGAGCCCGAGAGCUCAGAGACGGACAGUCCUCAGGUCGGUAGCUAGAUAGCGGCAGGUUGGGGGGAAGGACCCUCUUUAUGCCCAGAUCAACAAAGGGAAGAAGUGAAGGAUUAUGGGAACUUUGCACAGAUGUGAUCAUCGCUGGGGGAGCAGGAGACCAAGACACUGGAUUCUGAGUUUGAUUCCCUGCCCUGUGUGUGUGUGUGUGUGUGUGUGUGUGUGUGUGUGUGUGUGUGUGUGUGUGUGUGUAGUUAGCAAGUGCAUCUAUCUGUAUGUGUGUGAGAGCAAGUGAACACAUCUACUUGUCUAUGAGUGUAUGAGAAUUUGUGCUUGUUUGCUGUGACUCCAGCCUCAAUGGUCCUCUUCUCCCAGAAUCAGCUCAAUGCAGUGAGGCCCAACACAGCCUUCACACAGCCCUGUCCCCCUCUCCCCAGACCAACACAACUUCCUCUUUUUCUCCCCACCUGGAACUUGACAGGCAGACUCUUUGUGUUUCUCUCUUGUUCUUUUUCACUAUGUUUACUGCACAUGGACUGACAGCGGGGCAUCGGCCAACGUAAUAACACUACUCACAGCCUUAUGAGCUCAGCUCUGCAGUCUCUCUCUCUCUCUCUCUCUCUCUCUCUCUCUCUCUCUCUCUCUCUCUCUUCCAAUCACUGUCUUCGUCCUGCUUUCUGUCUCUGCUAAUUUAGAGACCAUGUGGUGUGGGAAACUCUUCAGAGUUGCCUGUCGGUCCCCUGUUCACACAUGUACUUGUGCACACAUGCUAAAGAGAGUUGGGGAAAUCACCAUUUCACAAUCCAGCACCAUGCAGAUCAGACCACAGUAAUCAAUCACGAGGUAGUCCAAGUGGAUCCGUCUGUGAUAUAUGUGAUUCAUCCAUUUGGGCUUGUUUGGUAUUCCUCUCCCAUAUAUUUGAGAUUCUGCUGCUAGAAAGCUAUGCAGAGAUAAAAACACAAACUGUAACUUUCUGUGUACCCUUCAGACAGAGAACCGACACAAGGAGCAACUUUUGCCAAAUCCCUUUCACUGGACAGACUUCAGAGCAGCUUAAUUGGAUUUGGGAAGGGGCGCUUGGAGGGUACGAACAUUGCAAAAACAAACUGGAAUCUGUGAUUGAACUGUUCCUUCUCUAUAGCUUUUGUACACUACUAAUGAAAAAAAAAAACAUGACAUUGACAUUGACAUUUUAUAAGUCAGUGGAGCCCUUGAAGUCAACUUUAGAUGUGCUUUAGGGGUAAACAUGGCUUGAAAGUCUGAUCAUUGGUUUGCCAAACUCAUUUUGUAAAUAAUGAUAAUUAUUAUUAUGAAUAAUAAUGAUGACAGUGACGACAAUGUCUACAAAUAAUAACAAUGAAUAAUGAAUAAUGGUUCCAAUUUUAACAGUGUUCAUUCCAUCCUACAGACUUCCGUGCCAUAAAAUAGGCUGGCCUUAGUGGUGCAAACUCCUCAUGAAACCCAAGCAAUAUUAACAUUUGUGUCCCAAACUCCUAAACGGUUUAAGUUGCCGUCUCACAGUCACAAGCAUGUUGUCAGUCUUUUGAAUGCAGCAGGAUAUGGAGACUGGAGUCAUUUUAAAGUGGCCCGAGACAAACAUGUGAGACUUAUUGUUUUUAAUAUGAUUAAAAUGGCCCAGUGUUAAGUAGAUGGUGUCAUAUCUAUGUGCCGUCUGGUUGUACAUUUGUCCUGAUCUCUUUUGGUUUGUUAUCAAGAGAAAGUUGGUAACUGUGAUGGAGCAAGACCAGGGUAUCUCAGUGUUCAUGCUAAUGCAGCUAUAAUAAAAAUACGCAUGCACACAAAUACAAAUUCAUACACUUCAACACACACAAAUUCACUCACAGAGACAUUAAAGUCAACAUGAGAUCAAAAUGAACCCUAUAUACUUUCUUGUUACAUGUUUCUGGUCAUAUUGUGCAUGAUUCAUCAGUGCACAUUAUUCCAAAGAAACAUAUUUUUUUGUCUUCGUUUAUCUUUUGUUUUGAUCUGAUCAAUUGUCUCAGCCUCUGAAACAACUUUGCUUUUUUAGGACACGUCACUUUGGUUUAUUAUUCAAAUUGGUUAAUGUUAAUCAAUAGUUUGAUAACCAUGCAGACAUUUAUUUAGGCUACUGUUGAAAGUAAUGCAGCCUUUUUAAAAUGUAGCCUAUAGUUAAUGCAGUAAUUUAAUACUGGUUAACAUUAAUGUAAUAAAGGUUACGGUACUAAUAUAAAAUAAUGAUGGGUUUGAAAAUGAACCAUUACCAUUGGGAUAUGUUGAGAUGCCACGAACAACUGCAAAUUUCAAGACUACAUAAUGGGAUAAAACACUCACAUUUCACGAUCCAACCAAUUUCCUUUGGAUACGAUCAAGUUCCACCCUACAUUCUUUAAUUGUUGAAUAUUCUGUUUCUCUCAGAUAUACGUCACAUUACAGAUGUAAAAUGGGUUAUGAUUGACAUUUCAUGUUGAAUUUAAGGCCUUCUGAUUCCAAAUUAAAACACAGUUGAAUACCAGAAUAUCUGUCUGUAAUCCAACCUUCAAUUAGAGAUUAUCACCAUCAUUAAUGGCACCUGUUUUCAUUGCAUCUGUAGACAUCAGAGCAUUUCAUAAAUGUGAUGACUUCCUCCUAUUUUAUGGCCAGAGUCCUAUUUUAAUUUGACUUUACCUCAGCUAAUGAUUCGGUGAUGUAAAAGGACACAUUAUUUUUAUCUUGAUGAUAACAAUAUUCUACAGUGGAUUUAAAGAGGGUUUUUUUUUUCUCUUGAUUUAUAUAACCCACCAUGUAAUACUGUUACCAAUAAACA
Xyrauchen texanus (razorback sucker) is the source of this 4773-nucleotide messenger RNA. RefSeq names its product DAB adaptor protein 1a (gene dab1a). The coding region runs from base 345 to 2036 and encodes 563 amino acids. The record is from RefSeq and is a predicted model, not a curated record. Gene Ontology annotation, biological process: ventral spinal cord development; lateral motor column neuron migration. Lineage: Eukaryota; Metazoa; Chordata; Actinopteri; Cypriniformes; Catostomidae. The transcript is spliced from 15 exons.